Messenger RNA from Papilio machaon (common yellow swallowtail), 458 nucleotides. RefSeq names its product DNA-directed RNA polymerase II subunit RPB9 (gene RpII15). The coding region runs from base 43 to 423 and encodes 126 amino acids. Gene Ontology annotation, cellular component: RNA polymerase II, core complex. NCBI's taxonomy places the organism in Eukaryota, Metazoa, Arthropoda, Insecta, Lepidoptera, Papilionidae. Gene Ontology annotation, biological process: transcription initiation at RNA polymerase II promoter; DNA-templated transcription; transcription-coupled nucleotide-excision repair. The transcript has a single exon. Gene Ontology annotation, molecular function: nucleic acid binding; DNA-directed RNA polymerase activity; zinc ion binding. The record is from RefSeq and is a predicted model, not a curated record.
AAUUAUUAAUUAUUUAUUUAAGAUUAAAGUCGGAAAGUCAUAAUGACUUUAAACUUAGGAAGGAAAGACGGUGGACCAGGUUAUGUGGGCAUCCAGUUUUGUCAAGAAUGUAAUAACAUGCUUUACCCGCGCGAAGACAAAAACAAUAAAGUUUUACUAUAUGCCUGUAGAAAUUGCGACUAUAAGCAACUGGCAGACUCCAACUGUGUGUACGUUAACAAAAUUAUGCACGAAGUAGAUGAAUUAACCCACAUUAAUCCUGACGUUGUUAGUGAUCCCACUCUACCUCGUACAAAAGAUCACAUGUGUCCUAAAUGCAACCACAGAGAAGCUGUGUUCUUCCAGGGUCAAACUAGGCGUGCUGAAGAGGAAAUGAGAUUGUAUUACGUAUGUACAAGUUGCAAACAUAGAUGGACUGAGUAAACUUGUGUUAAUUUAGGAAUAAAUAAAAAUAUUAA